CCGGAAGUGGCCGGCUGGGAUCAGCCUUUAAGAUGGCGUCUCCUCAGGGGGGCCAGAUUGCGAUCGCGAUGAGGCUUCGGAACCAGCUCCAGUCAGUGUACAAGAUGGACCCGCUACGGAACGAGGAGGAGGUUCGAGUGAAGAUCAAAGACUUGAAUGAACACAUUGUUUGCUGCCUAUGCGCCGGCUACUUCGUGGAUGCCACCACCAUCACAGAGUGUCUUCAUACUUUCUGCAAGAGUUGUAUUGUGAAGUACCUCCAAACUAGCAAGUACUGCCCCAUGUGCAACAUUAAGAUCCACGAGACACAGCCACUGCUCAACCUCAAACUGGACCGGGUCAUGCAGGACAUCGUGUAUAAGCUGGUGCCUGGCUUGCAAGACAGUGAAGAGAAACGGAUUCGGGAAUUCUACCAGUCCCGAGGUUUGGACCGGGUCACCCAGCCCACUGGGGAAGAGCCAGCACUGAGCAACCUCGGCCUCCCCUUCAGCAGCUUUGACCACUCUAAAGCCCACUACUAUCGCUAUGAUGAGCAGCUGAACCUGUGCCUGGAGCGGCUGAGUUCUGGCAAAGACAAGAAUAAAAGUGUCCUGCAGAACAAGUAUGUCCGAUGUUCUGUUAGAGCUGAGGUACGCCAUCUCCGGAGGGUCCUGUGUCACCGCUUGAUGCUAAACCCUCAGCAUGUGCAGCUCCUUUUUGACAAUGAAGUUCUCCCUGAUCACAUGACAAUGAAGCAGAUAUGGCUCUCCCGCUGGUUCGGCAAGCCAUCCCCUUUGCUUUUACAAUACAGUGUGAAAGAGAAGAGGAGGUAGGGGCCAAGCCCCCACCCCAUCCCACUCCCCUUCCCUCCCCAGAUAUUUAUGUGAAAUGAACUGCAGCUUUAUUUUUUGAAAUAAAAACUUUUAAAAAGCA
Molecule: messenger RNA, 912 nt
Organism: Gorilla gorilla gorilla (western lowland gorilla)
Lineage: Eukaryota; Metazoa; Chordata; Mammalia; Primates; Hominidae
Gene: PCGF1
Product: polycomb group ring finger 1
Exons: 9
Coding region: 33-812 (259 amino acids)
Biological process (GO): negative regulation of transcription by RNA polymerase II
Cellular component (GO): PRC1 complex
Molecular function (GO): promoter-specific chromatin binding
Source: RefSeq, a predicted model, not a curated record